Messenger RNA from Sturnus vulgaris (Common starling), 2220 nucleotides. The record is from RefSeq and is a predicted model, not a curated record. Lineage: Eukaryota; Metazoa; Chordata; Aves; Passeriformes; Sturnidae.
GUCAGAGAAUUGCCUGAGCUGCCUUUAAUUACUUCAGGCGUUCUUCGAAACCUGUAGAGGAUUAUAUUCUGUCCGAAGUCACCCGCUCUGACUGACUGUGCUCAAAUCAGGGAGCAGGAGCUUCAUGUACCAUAGAAUGACAGACGGUGUUGUGUUUGUCACCCAGCACUGUUAUUUUCAGGUUUGGGCGACGACAGUGCUGCAGAUUCCGCAGGGGAGAGUGCCGGUUAACGGCAGCUUCGGUCGCGCUUCGUGGGACGUUGGGCGCUCUCUGACUCCCGUUCGUAACAAGCCACAGCGGCCCAGCCCAGCUCGCUCAGCAACACACUGCAGCUUCGAUGAAAAGCACACCGGCUGGAGAAGAUCGUUGUCACAGUUCAGAGGCUCAGUGACCACUAGGAGUGCCUAAAGACCCUCCGAGAGCACCGUCUGAGACUAACUGUGCAGACUCCAGCGGCUGCUACGUUUAUCACCUUGAGCCAACUGUGCACGUUAAGCAGGAGUUAUUCCCCUGUGUAUCCAGUGCUGCAGUAAAGUAUUGCUUCCUUCUUAAUACUACGUUGGUGUUAAGAAGGAGUUUUAUUCUCGAUUUUGGGUGACAACAACACAAUGCCUACGUUGUUCUUUUCUGUAGCUAAAACUAGUUGAACAUAUUUAUCUCUUGCACCCUUCCAGAACCUCAGAGCUGGUCACUCUGCCUUCUCAGGACAACCUUGGGAUCUCCUUUUUUUGCCCUCAUUCAGUGUAAUAGACUUUGAUUGAAAUCUUGUGUACACUUAGACUGUUGUGUUCUUAAUUUGCAUGAACAUGUGCAUUAAUUCCAGCUUAAACCUCCUGCAGCACUUGAAGCCUGGUGAAACACUGAUGGCAGCUCGGAUGACCGAUGCUCACCGACGGUUCUUGCAGGUUCUCAUGUCUAAUGGGAUAACAGAAGGAUCAGAGGCCAGGAAAUUACACCAGCACUGCUGUGAAAUUGAUAAAGUUUACUACGCACACGAUAAACUGGACGAUUUCAUCAGCACUAUUAACAGCCACCUGCAGCCUUUGUUUAUGCAGAUCCGGAAGGGAGCAUCAGAAGAUGAUGGCAGAGCACAUUAUGCUGUAGUGAAUUUGGCAGAAACUGAAGUAACUAAAAUGGCAUCUGACUAUACAGAAACUGAAUUAGAAUUGUUCAGAAAAACAAUGGACCUAAUAAUUUUAUCAGAAAAUGGCUUUGCCUCAUCUACGGAUAUUUUAAACUUGGCUGACCAACUUAAGACCAAGAAAAUGAAGAAAAAGGAAGCAGAGCAAGUGCUGAAAGUUUUUGUGGAGGAUAAGUGGCUCUCUGAGAAAAAUGGAGAAUAUACUCUGCAUACCCGUUGCAUAAUUGAGAUGGAACAGUACAUUCUCAGCAACUACCAGGAUGUGGCAAGGAAAUGUAACAUCUGUCACAGCCUCACCAUCCAGAGCCAAGUAUGUGAAUCCUGUGGAAUUGGAAUGCACUUACCUUGUGUCAGAAAGUAUUUCAGAGGCCAGACUGAACCCCGCUGUCCCAAGUGUAAUGAAUUCUGGUCUUGUGACACCCCAGGUACCAAGGAAAGUACUUUUAAAAAAAUUGAAUGUAAUAAUACUAGGAAAUGGGCUGUGAUAUCCAAUGGCAUUACCUGUAUUAUUUAUAACUGUGAACAUCACCCAUUUCUGACUUCAGUAGUGUGUUUCAUACACUAAACCACACACAGGCAUUGAGCCCUCAAAAAAGUGCCACAGGGGCAUAGCUGACCCUGUGCAUAUUUUUUAUAACUAUCUUUAGAAGGUGGGGUGGGCAGGGAGAAGGAAUAGAGGCACACACAACCCAUGACACUAAAACUUCUGGAAAUACCAAGCUUCUAAAAAUCUAUUUGGAAUUCCUCCAUUUAUCCAGGGAAAUUGGACAUUUUGAACAGCAACAGAAGAAUAUACAAAGCAUUUUAGAAAAGGAGGUGAUACAAUAUUAUCUUUUUUGUGUGUUGUCCAUUUACCUUCCUUUUUCUUUACAGGUGUGAGUCGGAUGGGCUCCCAUUCACCACAGAGCUCCACUCUUGGCCCUAGAUGAUGCCAGUAAAACUUGUCAGUGACAUCUGUUUGCCUCCACUGCUAGAACAGCCAGACUGUAUUGUAUUCAUUAGUAACAGUGCUCAGUGCACUCCUUUUCUAAAGUUCUAAGAAUCUUACAAUAAAAUACCAUUUAUGUUCCUGUUCACA